CGAUAUUCGAAUUUAAAUGUCUCAUUUUUUGCCAAAACUAUGUCAUCUUCUGUCUCAUUCUGUCAGUCUGCGAACUAUCUGUGGUCCGUUUGUUUUCGUUCGUAGGGCUUUAGACUGAAAAACGCGUUGCUCUAAAAAUUACCUUGAAAAGAUGUGUGAAGCUAGCGAUCUAGACCGACAAAUUGAGCAGCUGAAGAGAUGUGAGAUUAUAAAAGAGUCAGAAGUUAAAGCCCUGUGCGCCAAAGCAAGGGAAAUUUUAGUUGAAGAGAGUAACGUCCAAAGAGUAGAUUCACCAGUCACAGUUUGUGGAGAUAUUCAUGGUCAAUUUUAUGAUCUGAAAGAACUGUUCAAAGUUGGUGGUGAUGUUCCAGAAACAAACUAUUUGUUUAUGGGUGAUUUUGUAGACCGUGGUUUUUACAGUGUAGAAACUUUUUUGUUGCUGUUAGCUUUAAAAGUUAGAUAUCCAGAUAGAAUAACACUGAUAAGAGGUAACCAUGAAUCUAGACAAAUUACCCAGGUGUACGGCUUUUAUGAUGAAUGUCUUCGGAAGUAUGGUUCCAUUAUGGUUUGGAGAUAUUGUACUGAAAUUUUUGAUUAUUUAUCUCUAUCAGCCAUUAUUGAUGGAAAAAUAUUCUGUGUACAUGGUGGUUUGUCUCCUUCCAUACAGACUCUUGACCAAAUUAGGGUAAUUGAUAGGAAGCAAGAGGUUCCUCACGAUGGGCCUAUGUGUGAUUUAUUGUGGAGUGAUCCUGAAGACACUCAAGGAUGGGGUGUUUCUCCUAGAGGCGCGGGGUAUCUUUUCGGUUCUGAUGUUGUUGCCCAAUUCAAUGCUGCCAAUGAAAUAGACAUGAUAUGUAGAGCCCAUCAACUUGUAAUGGAAGGAUACAAAUGGCAUUUCAAUGAGACUGUAUUAACUGUUUGGUCGGCACCUAAUUAUUGCUAUAGAUGUGGAAAUGUCGCCGCCAUCUUAGAACUGAAUGAAAAUCUACAAAGAGACUUUACAAUAUUUGAGGCUGCACCUCAGGAAGCUAGAGGUUUGCCUUCAAAAACACCACAGGCUGACUACUUUUUAUAAUGUAAAUUCUUCUGUCUGUAGCAUAGUGUUCUACAUUUAUCAAUACAAUUUUUUUUAUUGAAUGUGUAGCAGUGGAUUGAAUCCAAAUGCUAAAUUUCCUUAAGAUCAGGGAUGGUUGUAUGGAGAUUAUACCAAAUUUUCGAGCAUAUUCUUGUUCUACGUUGAAAAUUUCACGUGGAGUCCCUCUAAAGAGUUGUGAAAGUAAUAUGUAUUAGAAAAUUCGAACUACUAUGACAUUAUUAAUAUUAUUUGAUGACUCGAUACAUAAAUUGUAAAAUAUUUAUUUACCUUGUAUUUUUUCAUUAAAUAUUUGGAAAUUUUUC
Harmonia axyridis is the source of this 1398-nucleotide messenger RNA. It is a transcript of the gene Pp4-19C, whose product is annotated as serine/threonine-protein phosphatase 4 catalytic subunit. The record is from RefSeq and is a predicted model, not a curated record. The coding region runs from base 152 to 1075 and encodes 307 amino acids. Gene Ontology annotation, molecular function: protein serine/threonine phosphatase activity. Lineage: Eukaryota; Metazoa; Arthropoda; Insecta; Coleoptera; Coccinellidae. Gene Ontology annotation, biological process: double-strand break repair via homologous recombination; peptidyl-serine dephosphorylation. The transcript is spliced from 6 exons. Gene Ontology annotation, cellular component: cytoplasm; nucleus.